Nothobranchius furzeri (turquoise killifish) is the source of this 2126-nucleotide messenger RNA. RefSeq names its product NADH:ubiquinone oxidoreductase complex assembly factor 2 (gene ndufaf2). Gene Ontology annotation, cellular component: mitochondrion; membrane. The record is from RefSeq and is a predicted model, not a curated record. NCBI's taxonomy places the organism in Eukaryota, Metazoa, Chordata, Actinopteri, Cyprinodontiformes, Nothobranchiidae. Gene Ontology annotation, biological process: mitochondrial respiratory chain complex I assembly.
GUCCAAUCACAAAACUGUUUGUUGGUUCUCCUUUCGAUCCAGGAGCGAUAUCGUAAACAAGAGCUGCGAAAGGCAACAGACAGUUUUAGAGAACUAUUUGACUCUAGAACCUUUGGGUUAUUCAGUAAACAUGAUCAGGAUCGUUGGCUUCUUACGGAGAACAUUUGGAAUUGUACGUGAGCCCGUCGGGACUGAUCAUUUGGGGAAUACAUAUUACAUAAUCCCCGAGCAGAAGACGUGGACAGGAAGGCACGUCCGUGCCAAGCGGAUGGUGGAGGCAGCCAAUCCUUCGGUGCACGAAUAUACGGAGGGCAGCAUUCCGAUAGAGUGGGAUGCUUGGAUCCGAGGCAGACGGAAGGAGCCCCCCACCAUCGAGGAGCUACUGAUGAAUGAGGCUCAGUUCAAGCAGAUCAAGCUGAAGGCCAAAGAGUUGGAGGAGAAGGAGCGGGCUCUGCAGGAUCAGGAGUAUAAGGAAGGUCUGGUGGCUGCUCCUGCAAGGACUGCAGCCAAGGGCCAUGCAGCUGCCACCAUCUUUGGCAAGCAGGAGGUCAGCGAGGAGCCAACGAGCACGGCGGACGCGUUCCAGCCUGGCUCCUGGAUGCCCACUUCAAAGAAACAGACCAAGAAAUCCACAUAGACUUGAGAAUUAUCAUUCAACGCAAUCCACAAUUUGCAGAAUAGGAUCUGGGAUAAAAACUGGGAAUGCGUUUGGUUGAAAUUUAAUAUUAGAGUUUCUUCUUGUGAUCGGGUUAUCAGAAUCAGAAACACCAGCUGCUUGAUGUUACACCGGUGUGAUUACUGUCUGAAUGUGAGAAAUAAAAUAUAUUCUGAGCAUGGAUUUGCUGAUGAAAAAAAGGAAGACAUUCAUGGAACAAGCAAGCUCUCUGAAACUGAAAAAUAAUUCAUAUGCUCUUUAGUCUUAACCCUCUCAGGCUCAAAAUAAGUUUUGAUAAAAGGACGAACAACUGAGUCCUUCAGGGGUACUUCUGAGUUAAAAAAUGCUCGUGAAAUAUGCAGAGUGACCAGGUAGGUACGUUUAACGUUGCAAAUCUGCAACGCCUGCCUCCAGAGGGUUAAUCAAGACCCUGUUUGGUCUGGUUUUAAGACUAUAGCAACACCAUUAUUAUCUAUAAACGUGUCACACUUUAUCUUUAUGAGUAUCAAAAGACUCUAAAUUGUCACUAGGUGACUCAUUUGUGUCCCAGUGAUGGACUGGUGACCCGCCUGAUGACAACUGGAGAAAGACGCCAGCUUCCCGCAACCCUACUGCGGUUCAGCUGAUCGGUUAGUGAUCUUUAUUCACCGCUAGAGGGUUAUUUAACUAGGAGUGCACAUAAAAACAAAGCCAACAAUUAGCAACCAGAGGCAUCAAAAUGUGAAAUUUAGUGGCUACAUUUAGGAAGAUAAAAGGAUUCACGGAUUCUGGUUCAGAGGACAAUAAAAUACACACUUCUAUUUGACCUGUUUAGAUUCAACCAUGACAUUUUUAUUUGUAUUAUUACAGAGUCAGCAUUUUGGUAGCAAGUGACUGUACUGGAAAACGUUCCGGUAUAAAAUCUUCAGCAGAGAGGGGGAUGUUAACAAUGGAAUGCAAGAUGUGACAACAGCUGCACAAUACGACAGGAGUUUGUACAAAAACAAACCCAUCAAACAUGACCACUAAGCUCCUGCUGACCAGAGUCCCACUGGGACAAGUCCCCUCCAGUCAGUGCUGUCCAUCGCAGCAACAUCGGGCCUGUGGGGCCAGUGUCCCUUCACACUGACAUGAGGCCUAACGGCCCUGAAUUGGUGGUAGGGCCGGGACGAGGAAGGGCACCGUGUCAUUAUUUGGAAUAGUUUUAUGCCCUCAUCCUGCCCUCCUCAACAGGUUCAGUCUUUCUUGGUCCGCUUGAUCUUAGCUAUGUUUUCCUGACGCUUUUGCUUCUUUUUUUGUUCACGAUCACGUGCCUCGAUCAUCUUGGCCAGCUUCCAGGACAGCAGGGCGCUGGCGAUGAAGAGAGGGGUCAGAGCCAAUAUGAUGGUGGUGAGGAAACCAUACGGGUCUUUGGCGGCCCACUCCACAACAUACUCUGCCCAUGCGCGGACAUCAAUCAUCCUGCCCUGCAACUUCUAGUCUUGAUAAAACC